This is a messenger RNA of Encephalitozoon intestinalis ATCC 50506, 810 nucleotides long. RefSeq names its product putative protein kinase domain-containing protein. The record is from RefSeq and is a predicted model, not a curated record. NCBI's taxonomy places the organism in Eukaryota, Fungi, Microsporidia, Unikaryonidae. Bases 1 to 810 code for a protein of 269 amino acids. The transcript has a single exon.
AUGGAGGAUAAGGAUACAAAGAGAAAAAAGAAGAACAUCAUAAUAAUCAAUGAUAAGGGAGAAAUGUUGAGUGUGGCAAAGAAAGAUGAUGGAAACAUAACAGAUGUGGAGAGGCCUGAGGAGAUGAAUACGAAGGCAGAGAGUGUUCGAGAAGAAGAGAAAUCCCAAGAAAAGGAACAAAAAGAACUCUCGGAAGUAAAGGACACUAAAGACACUUCCGAUAUGUCCAAGGACCGUCUGGAGCACUCUGAAGAGAAGACACCGGAAGAAGAAAGUAAGAAGGAAACGAAGGAGGAAGAAUCCAAAGAGAAGGAAGAAAGCCAGAAGGAAGAGGUAUCAACACCCUCGAAUUCCAAGGAGCCCAAAGACAACGAGAAGGCGGAAGAUGCACCCACACCCUCUGAGAAGGGCGAUACUUUUGUUCCUCCUAUACUCAAGACACUUUCCGAGAACUCCAACAAGGAGAUAUUUGAGGAGAGAGACAAAGGUAGCAUAGUGGCCGAGGGAUGGAUUUGGAAGAAGAGGAGGAUCUUCAGCUGUUUCUGGCAUCAGAAGUAUUUUGUUCUCACAAAGGACGGGGUUCUGAAGUACUACAAGGCCGAUGGAAGAAGGAAGGCAAAGGGGAACUGGAACAUUAAGGAAGCAGACGAUCUCAGAGAAUACAAUCUUCCCAGCGAAGAGAACAAGCAUCCUUGCAGAGUAAUGGUGGUCUUCCCCGACAGCUCCCUUCUUCUGGCAUUCGACGAAAGAAACACUAAGGACUACUGGGUGGAAAGGCUUAAUGAGAUCAUUAAGAAGUCGAAGAAGUAA